Macrosiphum euphorbiae (potato aphid) is the source of this 765-nucleotide messenger RNA. The record is from the annotation of a GenBank genome assembly. NCBI's taxonomy places the organism in Eukaryota, Metazoa, Arthropoda, Insecta, Hemiptera, Aphididae.
AUGGUAUAUUUGUUCAAGUACGAUUCCACUCAUGGACGUUUCAAAGACGAAGUUUCUGUUGAUGGAGACGUUCUUAUUGUCAAUGGAAACAAGAUCAAGGUGUUCUCUGAACGCGACCCAAAGGCCAUCCAAUGGGGAUCUGCUGGUGCUGAUUACGUAGUAGAAUCCACUGUUGUGUUUACUACCAUUGAAAAAGCAUCUGCUCACUUGGAAGGUGGAGCUAAGAAAGUUAUCAUCUCUGCACCAUGUGCUGGUGCACCAAUGUUUGUUAUUGGUGUUAACUUGGAUGCAUACAAUCCAUCAUUCAAAGUUGUAUCCAGUGCUUCAUGCACAACUAACUGCUUGGCUCCAUUAGCCAAGGUUAUCCAUGACAACUUUGGAAUAGUUGAAGGUCUUAUAACUACUGUUCACGCUACCACCGCCAAACAAAACACUGUUGAUGGACCAUCUGGAAAAUUGUGGAGAGAUGGCAGAGGUGCUGCCCAAAACAUCAUUCCUGCAUCUACGGGAGCAGAUAAGGCUGUUAGUAAGGUUAUCCCAGAACUUAAUGGAAAAUUAAAUGGAAUGGCUUUCAGAGUACCAGUUGCUAAUGUUUGUGCUGUUGACUUGACUGUAAGACUUGCAAAACCAGCAUCAUACCAAGAUAUCAAAGAUAAAGUCAAGGAAGCCGCAGAAGGACCAUUGAAAGGAAUUUUGGGUUACACUUACAACUUAUCUUAUGGUACGACAAUGAAUAUGGUUACUCCAACCGUGUUGUGGACUUGA